This is a messenger RNA of Coffea eugenioides, 455 nucleotides long. Its product is annotated as transcription factor TRY. Gene Ontology annotation, biological process: cell differentiation. Gene Ontology annotation, cellular component: nucleus. The coding region runs from base 26 to 313 and encodes 95 amino acids. The record is from RefSeq and is a predicted model, not a curated record. NCBI's taxonomy places the organism in Eukaryota, Viridiplantae, Streptophyta, Magnoliopsida, Gentianales, Rubiaceae. Gene Ontology annotation, molecular function: transcription cis-regulatory region binding. The transcript is spliced from 3 exons.
UGAUAUUCUCUCUUAGUUCUCGACAAUGGAUGAUGGUCGGGCAAAGCAGCGGAAAAUCGUCAAAUCUUGCUCGUACGAAGAGGUGAGCAGUAUUGCGUGGGACUUCAUCAACAUGACUGAACAGGAAGAAGACCUCAUCUACAGAAUGCACAAGCUGGUCGGAGACAGGUGGGCAUUGAUAGCUGGGAGAAUUCCAGGCCGUAAACCUGAGGAAAUAGAGAGAUUUUGGUUGAUGAAACACUCUGAAGGUUUUGCAAACAAACAACGAGAGGACCCAAAAGACCAUUCCAAAAUUAUCAGUUCAUCAGUUUGAUGUUGGGAUUUAUUUGGCCUUUUGUUCAAUUAGAUAAUGCUCCAGUGUGAUGUAUGAAGUAGGGGAGUGUUGGGACUCUCCAAUCUUAAUUCAGCGUGGGUUACCUUGAGUUACAUUUUCAAGGUUGAACUAGAUUUUCUAA